Chaetomium strumarium is the source of this 839-nucleotide messenger RNA. RefSeq lists its product as uncharacterized. Lineage: Eukaryota; Fungi; Ascomycota; Sordariomycetes; Sordariales; Chaetomiaceae. The record is from RefSeq and is a predicted model, not a curated record. The transcript has 3 exons. The coding region runs from base 294 to 485 and encodes 63 amino acids.
GGUAGAACAAGAGCAUCAUCACUUGUUGGGCCUGGGCCCUAGUCUUUGCUCGAUCAAUCAAUUCAUCAAUCAUACCAUCAAUCAAGUCAUCCAAGUCAUCGUCCUUUUCUCCCGUACGAUAUUUCUUCGCAUCGUACCAUUUUCCUUCUUCUCUCAGUGAUUGUUUAUAUAUCAGUACGACAAGGAACGACAACAACGACAGCAGCAUCAGCAGCAGCAAUAACAACAGCAACAACAACACCGACACCAACAAUAACAAUACCAACAGUAGUAAUAGCAGCAGCACGACCAAGAUGCGCUUCAAGGUCGUGUCGUCAAUGUGCACAUUCGCAACUACUACGAAGCUGGUUCCGGUGGCAGUGGCAGUUGUGGCGGUCGUGGUGGCCGAGGUGAUGGUGGUGAUGGAGGCGGCGGCAUUCGCCGCCGUAGUCGCUCGAGUCGACGGGCGCGCCAAGAGCGCGCCCAGAGGCAUAGGGCCAACCUAGCCAACGCCUCCCCCGACGUCCUCCCCGUGCCUCCGGCGACCGCACUCCUCGCCCGGUGCACUUGGGAGCCGGAGCCUUCUUUGCCAAGUCAUAGAGCGCGGGAGCAGUCUCCUUGUUCUUCUUGGCUUGCUCCUUGUUGUCCGGCAUUUUGUUUGCGUUUUUGGGGUUAUCGAAGGAAUUUGCGAGGUGUGAGAAAUGGACUUGAAGAUUUUGUACUGUGAUCGUUUUCCUUGAAUGGAACUGAGUGAUUGUGUGGGUGUUGUGAGUGUCUGUCGAAGGAAACGAUUUCUCGAGUUUAUGCUUGGGAAGAUGCUCGACUUUAUACCCGUCGAGCUGAAGAGAAUCUUAUGAAAG